Populus nigra (black poplar) is the source of this 736-nucleotide messenger RNA. RefSeq lists its product as uncharacterized. Bases 71 to 418 code for a protein of 115 amino acids. Gene Ontology annotation, molecular function: phenylpyruvate tautomerase activity. The record is from RefSeq and is a predicted model, not a curated record. The transcript is spliced from 3 exons. NCBI's taxonomy places the organism in Eukaryota, Viridiplantae, Streptophyta, Magnoliopsida, Malpighiales, Salicaceae.
UCACACUUGCAAACAGAGAAUUGGCACCAGAGAGAGAGAGAGCCUUGUUAUUUUUUGACAGAGAUCGAAGAUGCCUGCCUUGAUCAUUUCCACAAACGUCAGCCUUGAUGGAGUUGACACCUCCUCCAUCCUCUCCGAAGCCACCUCUGAGGUUGCCAAGCUUAUCGGCAAGCCAGCCAAUUAUGUGAUGAUUGUAUUGAAGGGAUCGAUACCCAUUUCAUUAGGAGGAACUCAGGAGCCAGCAGCUUUUGGUGAGCUGGUAUCCAUUGGUGGCCUUGGCCCUGAUGUAAACAAGAAUCUGAGCUUUGCAAUUGCAUCAAUUCUGGAGAAAAAGUUGUCAGUACCCAAGUCACGGCUCUUCCUUAAAUUCUAUGACUCUCAGGGUUCCCACUUUGGAUGGAAUGGUUCCACCUUCUAAAUCCAGCUUCUUUCUUUGUUGCCCUCGAACUUAACGUUGGAGAUUCAAUAAGUUAUGCGCCUUUGGUGUUCUGCUAUUGCAUAAACAUUGCCUUGUUGAGUUAUAUAGAUAUCCAUUUAGGCAUAUGCAUGUAUGUAUGUAGAAUGUGAAUGCUGUUGUGUCCUUCUAUGAGGAAACACUACGUUUGCUUGGCAUUUAAUCAACUGUAUUGUAUUGUGGUGCUGGCACAUGAUUUGGGAGUGAAUAUCUAUGGUUCUUGAGCCAUUAUCAGCCUAUGAGCAAUGUUCUAAUUAGACGUGCUCUAGGCUUGCUUUAUGA